GUAGAAUUGAUUUCUUGGUCCACACAUUCGAUCGAUCACACAAACAUGCAUAUGCCAACAAGGAUGAUCAACCUUCAUCUCUGUCUCCUCCCUAUUGCUCUAAUCACCUUCAUCUUACUACGAAUUUGUGAUGGGAAGGUGAUGAUGGAGUACAUCGGAGCCACUGGCGUUCCCAUCACAUUUGAUCGUGUUCCGGUUGAAGAUGGCAUCGACUUCCAUUUCAUACUUAGCUUUGCAAUCGAUGCAGACCCAUCGGGGAAGCCCCAGAAUGGCACAUUCUCACCAUAUUGGGCUGAUACAUUAACCCCAGCCUCCGUUGCAGCCAUCAAGGCACGCCACCCCAAUGUAAAAGCCUUAGCUAGCCUCUCCGGCUGGAGCCUCGGCCAAAAAGUUCUUCGUUGGUACGAUCCGGUAGACCCUCAGCUUUGGAUAUCUAAUGCAUUCUCAUCCCUCCGAUCCAUAGUGACCAAAUACCAUCUUGAUGGCAUCGACAUUGACUAUGAAAAUUUCCCAAAACACAACUCAAGUAGCACUUUUGCUUACUGCAUGGGCGAGCUGAUUGCCACGUUGAAGAACCAAAGCGUAAUUUCCAUAGCUACCAUUGCACCCUUUUAUGCCACUACAAUACCCUAUAUCCAGCUCUUCAAUGGCUAUGGAAAUGCCAUUGACCAUGUUAACUACCAAUUCUACACCGACAAGGUUUCCACUCCAAAGGGAUACUUGGAAACCUUUAGGGUUCGUGCUAGGCAAUUUGAUAGGGAUAAAUUGCUGCCUAGCUACGAAGUCAAUGGAAAAGGAAUUCAAGGGGAUCCAUUCUUUGAAGCCUUGGAUCUUUUGAAGGAAAACGGAUUUGAAGUUAAUGGGGUGAUGAUCUUCUCAGCUGAUGCUUCCUCUUCCAAUAACUUUUACUAUGAGAGGAAAUCACAAGCUUUCUUGCUCAACUCUACUAGUGUCCGAUGA
Alnus glutinosa is the source of this 960-nucleotide messenger RNA. Its product is annotated as chitinase 2-like. NCBI's taxonomy places the organism in Eukaryota, Viridiplantae, Streptophyta, Magnoliopsida, Fagales, Betulaceae. Gene Ontology annotation, molecular function: hydrolase activity, hydrolyzing O-glycosyl compounds. The transcript has 3 exons. The record is from RefSeq and is a predicted model, not a curated record. Bases 46 to 960 code for a protein of 304 amino acids. Gene Ontology annotation, biological process: carbohydrate metabolic process.